GCAACAGGUAACACUAGGAGUGGAGGAGUACGACCUGCACAGAAGAAACUUAGAGGAAAUGACGCACCGAGAAAGUCAUUCAUUCCAUUCACAAGUAGCGAGAUUGUAAAUAAACAGAAGGAGAUGAGGAAGAUGAAGCCGAGAGAGCCAUUGGCACCAAUCGAUCCAGAGCGUAUUAUGGCCACGUCAUAUAUGGUCACAGAAGAGUCGACAAAGAACGAGAAAGAGUUUGAGGACAAGAUCAAACAGCUGAUGAUCGAGCAACAGACAGAGGAGUUGACCAAGGUCAAGAUCCCGCAGGAGCUGAUCGAUGGACUCGACUUCCGCAAGCGAUACAGUCCCGAAGUGAUACGCUUCGCCGACUACUUCUUUGCCCAUCAAUCCAAGCUGGUGACCAUGGCCAUCAAGGCCGCCGACUUCCCCACCAACCCACUGCCACAGAUCGCAUUUGUCGGUCGCUCCAACGUGGGCAAGUCCACGCUGCUCAAUACACUACUUGGCGAUCAGCUGGCCCGAGUGUCAAAGACUCCCGGAUGUACAAAGUCAAUCAACUUCUACUCACUAUGGGAGAAGAUCAUGCUGGUCGACCUGCCAGGCUAUGGAUUCUCCAAAGUAUCCAAAGAAAAAGCCUCAGUCUGGGGCAGGAGUAUAUCAGAGUACUUGCUCACAUCACAUCACUUGUUGAAGGUGUUCCUGUUGAUUGAUGGCAAAGUUGGAUGUCAAAAGAAUGAUUUGGAGGUGAUGAAGUUGUUGGACGAGCAUAGAGUGGCAUUCCAGAUCAUCUUGACAAAGAUUGAUAAGGCAACACCGACAGGACUAAAGAGGAUAUACAAGACAGUCAAGGCAGAGAUCAUGGAGAACCUCAGUUGCAUGCCAAACAUUGUUCAAUGCAGCUCAUUGGAGCAGCGUGGAAUACAACAGGUGCGAGCAUUGAUAUUGGAGGUCACUCAACUGGACAAAGACAGCUUCAACAAGACCAAGGAGUUGGCACAGUUACAACCAAAGGUGGAACACAUGCCACACGUCCAACGUCAAAUCGAUGAACUAAAGACUAGACCUCUGAGGCGACGC
Messenger RNA from Acytostelium subglobosum LB1, 1071 nucleotides. RefSeq lists its product as hypothetical. The record is from RefSeq and is a predicted model, not a curated record. Lineage: Eukaryota; Evosea; Eumycetozoa; Acytosteliales; Acytosteliaceae. The annotation marks the transcript as partial. The transcript has 2 exons. Gene Ontology annotation, molecular function: GTP binding.